CGAUAGAUCGAGAAAGAAUAAAAGCACACCGACCCCAAUGACUUCUUCAUUGAAAAUAGCUGUCAUCCAGUUGGGAAGCUUCUCCAAUAAGAAGGAUGCAAUUACCAAUGCAGUCAACCAGAUCAGUACGGCCGUGAAGGACAGAGGAGCCAAGUUAGUCAUCCUGCCGGAGUGUUGGAAUUCGCCGUAUGACACCAAGCAGUUUGCGCAUCAUGCAGAGCAAAUUCCCAAUGGAGAAACCAGCAAGGCUCUGGCGAAGGCUGCUGCUGACAAUGGUGUUUACUUAGUGGGAGGAACGUAUCCCGAGGUAGAUGGCGGCAAAGUGUACAACACCUGUCCUGUAUGGGGACCAAAAGGGGAGUUCUUAGGAAAGUAUCGCAAAAUGCAUCUGUUCGAAAUGACCAUCCCCGGAAAAGUGAGCUUUAAUGAAAACAGUGCCUUCACGCCCGGAAACCAGUUCCUCACAUUCAACAUCGGAUCCUUGAAGAUUGGUGUAGGCAUCUGUUACGAUCAGCGCUUCGCCGAGUUUGCAGCCGCAUACCGUCAGCUCGGCUGUGAUAUGCUGAUCUAUCCGUCGGCAUUUGACACCUACACCGGACCAAUGCAUUUUGAGCUGAUCGCCCAAGCCAGAGCUCUGGACAACAGUUUGUUUGUGGUGUUGUGUUCCCCGGCACGUGACACUUCGCAUGAGUACGUAGCAUACGGAUACUCGACCGUUUGCGACCCUUGGGGUCGUGUGAUAUGCCGUGCAAAAGAAGUACCGGAAACGUUGAUCGCUGAUUUGGAUCUGCGGAUGUUGACGCAGGUCAAACAACAGGUACCAGUUUUAAACCAAAAGAGGAAUGAUGUUUACGAGCUGAAGGUAGGGAAGUAAGUAGCCACGAGCCUAUAAACGAACCAACGGAAUAUGUGACAUAAUAAAAUGUUGAUAUAAAUUUGUUUUUGAAAAUUAAAA
Toxorhynchites rutilus septentrionalis is the source of this 955-nucleotide messenger RNA. Its product is annotated as omega-amidase NIT2-like. Gene Ontology annotation, molecular function: omega-amidase activity. The transcript is spliced from 2 exons. Gene Ontology annotation, biological process: oxaloacetate metabolic process; L-glutamine metabolic process. The record is from RefSeq and is a predicted model, not a curated record. Gene Ontology annotation, cellular component: mitochondrion. Bases 38 to 874 code for a protein of 278 amino acids. NCBI's taxonomy places the organism in Eukaryota, Metazoa, Arthropoda, Insecta, Diptera, Culicidae.